Racocetra persica is the source of this 1015-nucleotide messenger RNA. The record is from the annotation of a GenBank genome assembly. Lineage: Eukaryota; Fungi; Glomeromycota; Glomeromycetes; Diversisporales; Gigasporaceae.
AUGUCUCUUGUUGCUGAUUACAGCUCGGACGUUUCGAGUAGCGACGAAGAAAUCACAUCAACUGAAAUAAAGACAGAAACUCCAGAAAAAACUUCAAUAUCUUCCUUACUCCCACCGCCAAAAGCCCUAUCUAAAAGCAAGAAGGACGGUCCCGUAAAAAUUGUAGUUGAUUUACCGCAAAUCAGUCAAGUAGAUCUUGAGGAAGAAAAUUUAUCAAAGAAACAGAAAACAAGCACCCCAAAUAGUUUAUUUGCACUUUUACCGGCACCCAAAAGAACUAUAACAAAUGAGCGGAAGCCAAACAACAAUGGAUCGACAACUCAAGCUGCAUUAAAAACAACAAAUUUUAUGCCUCAUGCGAUCACAAGAAAGAAACCCGUCAUGCAAGCAAAAUCUGAUACAAAAAAUGAGGAUGAUACUGAAGACGUAAACACAAUUACGGAAGCAUUUUUUCCGUUAGGGCCUGAAAUAACGAAUAUAAAAUCAAUUAAUGAGACCAAGGAUGCGUCAACAGCUUCUGUUACCACUAGAGACAAUAUUGAACCUUAUGCGAUUGCAGGUGCAACUGACACUUCUUUUCCCACAGAUGGAUAUACAUAUAACGAAUAUUAUAAUGAUGGCCAAUGGCAAGGAAAUGCAAAUGCUUACGUAGAAUAUCAAGGAAUGUAUGAUGAACCACAACAUGAAAUAGAAAGUGAGCAGGCACAAUUGAAUUGGGAACUAGAUGACGAAAUGAAAUUGGGAGGUCGAAGAGGAAAGAAAGAGGGGCCAAUUAAAAUUAAAGAAAUUAACGCAGCCGAUCAAAUGGCUGAUUCAUGGCAAUCUCAAGUUGCCAAUUUGUCAAAACCGACCAGAGGAUCAAGCGAAGGAUCUGCGCGUUUAAAACCUACUAGAGGUCAGAAGAGAAAACAUAACCUAAUGUAUUUAGCUUUUCAUGCAACUGCAAUGGAAAGUGAAUUGAAAGAACAGCAUGCGUCAAAUAGAAAAACUAAGAGAGAAACACAAGCAAAAUAUG